Messenger RNA from Chrysoperla carnea, 2180 nucleotides. RefSeq names its product autotransporter adhesin BpaC-like. NCBI's taxonomy places the organism in Eukaryota, Metazoa, Arthropoda, Insecta, Neuroptera, Chrysopidae. The transcript is spliced from 12 exons. The coding region runs from base 103 to 2013 and encodes 636 amino acids. The record is from RefSeq and is a predicted model, not a curated record.
AAUUUUUUAAUUUUUUUUGUAUAAAAAGGUCAACUUAAUUGAUAAAAAAGUGCACUUAUUUGCUGAAGUUCGUUGGAAAGAGUUUAGGCACGGUUAUACAAAAUGAAAUUAUCUGUUUUGAUUUUAGUGAUUUUGGUAUCUAUUGUGCGGGAUAGUUAUGCUAAUGCCAUUGGAAAUAGAAAUAACAACAAUUUAAAUAAUGACAACAAUUUACGAUCUGAAAGAGGCGCCAGAGGUUACCCCAGCAUAUCUAACUAUAACCCCAGCCCCUAUUGGAAAGGUGAAAAUAGUAAUGAAGCUGUUCAAAGCUAUUUAUUAGUUAGCAGUGACGAUAUCGCAAAUGGUGCGAUGACAAAUGUUGUGACUCGAUUAAAUAGUCCUGUUGGCUACGUAGUAGUUCCUUCUGGGGGUGCAGUGGGUAACAAUAAUCUCUUUAGCAAUGUUCUUCCAGGCAGAGGUUUUCAACGAAGUUCAGUAUUAGCAAAUAAUGGAUUAAAUAAUGGAGUACUACCUCAUCAAGGCCUUGUAGUUCUUAAUGGUGGCCGAAAUAUGGUUCCAGUAGGAAGAUUAAAUUCAAAUAAUGGAGCCUCAUCAUUAAUGUUGCUUGAUGGAAAUAAUCAAGCAAAGAAAUAUAAUCGUAUAGCAGCAGGUUCAGGGUCCAGAGCUUUGGAAGCUAAUAAUAACAAUGCCGUCAACAAUCCAGGUGCAGGUCAAACCUAUGUGCUAGUUACUGAUGAUGCAAAUAUAGAAGGAUAUGGAUCUGGAAGUUUAGGAUCUAGAAGUGUUGGGGCAGCAUCAGGAGGAGCAUCUUUUGUCAUAGUUACCGACGAUGGAAAUAACGCAGUUGCCAAGAAAAGUUUUUCUGCCGAUGAUUUGACUCUUGUUGUUGCGGACUCAGCAAAUGAAAAUGUUGCCAAUGUAGUUGGUCUAGGUGCAGGUUCCAGAAGUUUUGGAAACUCUGAUGCUCUAGCAAGUGUAUAUGCUGCGGAAGCCGAUAGCUCUUACGCAAAUGACGCUGCUACGACUGCAAGUGCAUAUAGACCAAGUACUGGUGCCAGAAAUUUUGGAAAUUAUAGAUUAAAUUCGUUUGGACCAGGAGCUGGUUACACCAAUGGCUUAAGAAAUGCAAAUGUACGAGUUUCAGGUGCCAGAAGUUUCGGAAAUUCUGGUUCAAAUUCAUAUGGAUAUGGAGCCGAAAAUUCAAAUGCAUAUGGCCCAGGAAUUGCAAUUGGAUAUGGACCAUCUGCAGGUGCCAGAAGUUACGGAUAUUUACCUUCAAACUCAUAUGCAGCCGGAGCUGGAAGUUCAAGAAGUUUAGACAACAAUAAUGCAUAUGGCCCAGGAAAUAUAAUUGGAUAUGGGCCACCUGCAGGUGCCAGAAGUUACGGAUAUUUAGCUUCGAACUUAUAUGGACCUGGAGCUGGAAGUUCAAGUAGCUUAGACAGCGCAAAUGUACCCGAUAAUGCAUAUGGCCCAGGAAAUGUAAAUGCAUAUGGUCCAGCUGCAGGUGCCAGAAGCUACCGAAAUUCAGCAUCAAACUCAUAUGGUCCAGGCGUUGGAAAUUCACAAGGCUUAGACAGUGAGUAUACAUACGGCCCAGAAAAUGCAGUUGGAUAUGGACCAGCUGCAGGUGCCAGAAGUUACGGAUAUUUAGCUUCGAACUCAUAUGGACCCGUAGCUGGAAGUUCAAGUAGCUUUGACAGCGAUAAUGUCUAUGGACCAGGAAAUACAAAUGCAUAUGUACCAUCUGCAGGUGCCAGAAGCUACGGAAAUUCAGUAUCAAACUCGCAUGGUCUAGGAGUUGGAAGUUCACAUGGCUUAGACACUGAUAAUGUAUAUGGUCCAGUAAAUGCAAACGCAUUGGGACACAUUGCAAGCGCCAGAAGUUUGGGAAAUUAUAAUUCAAAUUCAAACAGCCCUUCAGAAUCUGCCGGAAAUUCAAAUACAAAUAAGCAUGGUGCAGAAUCAGGAGCAGGAUCAGGAGCAAAGCAAGACAGCAAUGAUAAUAACUAAACAAAAAAAAAAAAAGUUAAUCAGCGAUAAUAUUGAAUACCGACCAUAGCCACAGUUUCAAGGACAAGAGCAAGACAAAUUAAUUUUAAGUUUUACAAAAUUAAUAUGAAAACAAAUUCAUAUGUUAUCUAUAUGAAUAAUUUCUAAAUAAUAAUUGCAACAUUCAA